AUAAAACAAAACGUACUGAUUUCGCGUAUUGAUUUUGAUUUGGCUCCAAUGUUGUUACUUGUUUUAUUUUGAGAAAUUAUUUUGCUAUUUUCUCGACUAACUAGCUGUUUUGAAUUGAAAUAAACAAGGUAAUACACAUAGCUUGAUAUUUACUUAAACGACAAGAAGAUGCUUCCCCGCACCUACUACAACGACCAAGAUAUCCGAAAACGCCAAAUCGACACGUUAAAAAUCUUCAACGACAAUGUCUUAGAAGUCACUGAAAAUUCGGAAUACAAGAUCGAAUUUUCUUCUGAAGGGAAGAACAUGAGCCUCAAUGUGGUCUUAGGGCCUGAGUUUCCUAACGAGAAGCCUUCGAUAUUCGUCAAUCCAGUGAUACCUCACCCGUGGAUUGCAGAAAAUUCAAACGAAGUCAUUAGAGCUCCUGGUUUAGUCAAUUAUACGUUGCAUUCCGACUUAGGACGCAUAGUACAGGCUAUAAUAAGGGAAUUUCAAAGAGCGUUACCUCAUCUAGCCACUAAUGAUGACACACCAAGCGAUGCGAGUCCCCAAUCGCAAGUUAUAUCGCUGUCAAUGUUGCAAGAACUGAACAAUUUGUCUAUCGAUGAGCUUAAGGAAAUAUUGGACAAUACUGACUUACAGGACAAGCUCUUAGAAAACAACCCGCAACUCAUAAAACUAGACUUAGAAACAGAAGAACUAAUGAACAGCAUCGAAGAAAUCGCCCAAGACAACAUCGCAAAGCAACAAAUGCUGGACGAACUAAAGACAGAUGUCAUUGACCGUAUUUCAACAAUUGUUCAGAUGAAGAUGAGCUAUGAAGAGUUGCAUCGUAAACACCAGAAGUUGGCAGAGAUGUACGAUCCUCAUCGGAUUAGGGAUUGUUUGAAGGAAGCUGCGUUGAAAGCCGAUGAGGAUGCAGAAGUUAUAGCAGAGAUGUUUUUGCUAGGUAAACUACCAGUAGAGAAUUUCAUAACAAAAUUCGCGGAGAAACGUGCUUUAGGCCAAGCUAGACGCGCGAGAGAAGAGAGGCUAGCGCACCAACUAGCACAGUUGGAUAGAGCGACCACUUAACUCGAUCGUCUAACGCGUUGUGACAGAAACCGAGCUAGAAAGGGGUGGGGAUAUACUUAUAGGUGGCGCAGUGAGAGUUGAGACCAUACAGGCAAAGAUUGUAUCGAUGAUUAGGUACAACGUUGGUGGCCUUUUUUUCGUCCUAAAAAACCGCAACAUAAAAAAAGCGACACAUUACGUCGAUGGAUAGUUUUUCGUCCCGGGCCACAGCAGAUAUGCAACUAUUAGAUUGAUAUGCGAUAUUGCGACUGUAUCGAUGCAGUAUCGCGACUUCGCGACUUCAUGCGUUCAGAAUUGCGCGUUUUAGCUACAGCUGCGUUGAGCUUUCGAAAAGCGACUCAAUUGCCGCGUUGCGCGAAAAAGUUCUGAAAAAAAAGUAGCUAAAUCGCCGAUGCUGAAACUUGCGUAUUCUGACUGAUAAGUGUUUUGUCUCGCUUGCACACUUUUAGCAAGAGCGAGGUAGGUGUAUUUGAUAUUUGAACUUGAAUGUGUAAUGUUUGUAUUCUGUUCUGUAUUAGAAAUAUUACAUCAGCGUGAGUAUGUGCUUGCCUCAACUUUUUUUACGCGAUCUAUACGCGCGGUUGCUUCAGAAGUAUUGUAGAUAAAUGUAUUGUUGAGAUGAAAGGAAGUUGAGUAAUGCAGUCACAGGCUUGUCAAGAUGUUUGUGAUGGUGUGUGGGCUGUUAUUUGCAAAUAUAUGUACAAAUAUUUUAAACUUGUGUUCUGUUGAUAUUGUAGUAUAAAUCUUUACAAAAUUUGUUCAAAAAUAUUUGCGUAAUCUACAUGGAAGUCGUAUUUACAAAGAAUACUAACUUUCGAUGGGGCAGCAAGGUUCUAAGUAUAGCCACGUAUCGGAAAACGCAGCGUGGGACGUCCACCCACAAGGUGGACCGACGACCUCAUAAAGG
Molecule: messenger RNA, 1981 nt
Organism: Ostrinia furnacalis (Asian corn borer)
Lineage: Eukaryota; Metazoa; Arthropoda; Insecta; Lepidoptera; Crambidae
Product: vacuolar protein sorting-associated protein 37A
Exons: 4
Coding region: 169-1074 (301 amino acids)
Biological process (GO): protein targeting to vacuole; ubiquitin-dependent protein catabolic process via the multivesicular body sorting pathway; protein targeting to membrane
Cellular component (GO): ESCRT I complex
Source: RefSeq, a predicted model, not a curated record